Molecule: messenger RNA, 2560 nt
Organism: Entelurus aequoreus (snake pipefish)
Lineage: Eukaryota; Metazoa; Chordata; Actinopteri; Syngnathiformes; Syngnathidae
Product: formin-binding protein 1-like
Exons: 17
Coding region: 120-2090 (656 amino acids)
Biological process (GO): signal transduction
Molecular function (GO): protein binding
Source: RefSeq, a predicted model, not a curated record
GGCUGAUAACAAAGGCAGGCGCGUGCCCGCGGCCGCUGCGCCGUCGCCGCUCACGACUGGAUGCGCGCGCACAGACGCACGGCGCUGCGGCUCGCCGCCAUUGACGAGGAAGACGCAGAAUGACGAGCAGCAACUGGGGCGCCGAGCUGUGGGAUCAGUUUGAUAAUUUGGAGAAGCACACCAGCUGGGGCAUCGACUUCCUGGAGCGAUACACCAAAUUUGUGAAAGAGCGAGCCGACAUCGAGCAGAGCUACGCCAAGCAGAUCAGGAACCUAUCCAAGAAGUACCAACCCAAGAGGAGCAGAGAAGAUGACAGCAGGUACACGUGGUGUUUGGCCUUCACCGCCACGCUUCGCCAACUCGGCGAUCUGGCGUCGCAGCGAGAGGAAGUGGCCGAGAACUUGAGCUCGCAGGUGGCGUCGGAGUUGGGCAGAUUCACUCAGGAGUUGAAGGCGGAAAGAAAGUCCCAUUUCCAAGAUGGCCGCCGUGCCCAGCAGCACAUCGAGAGUUCCUGGAAGCAGCUGGAGUCUACCAAGCGGCGUUUCGAGCGAGACAGCAAGGAGGCGGAGCGAGCGCAGCACUUGUCCAGCAGGAUGGACAUGGACAACAACAUGGAGGCUGAGAAGCGCUGCUCCUUUAAGGCUCGUCAGACGGCGCAACAAAAACAACAAACUGCCGAAGAGUCAAAGAAGGAAUAUGUGAGCAGUUUAAACCAGUUUAACCAGGACCAGCACCAACAUUACCACACCAUGGUGCCCGUUAUAUACCAGCGUAUUCAAGACAUGGAGGAGCGUCGGAUCGAACGGAUCGCAGACGCCAUGCGUUUGUCAGCGGAGGCAGAGAAGAAGUCACUUCCUGUGGUGAGUCGCUGCUUGGACGCCAUGAUGGACGCCGCAGAGAGCAUUCAGGCCAGGAUGGACACGCGUCAGGUGGUGGAGGUGUACAAAACGGGCUUCGAGCCUCCGGGCGACGUGGACUUUGAGGACUACAGGGCCACCAUGAGGAGGAGCAUCUCAGAGUCCAGUUACCUCGACAACCAAAUUGAAGGGCGGAGACAAAGCAGGAAAUUGUGGCCUUUCCUGCGCAAGAACAAGCUGUUGAAUCUCCUGUCGUCGCCUCGGCAACCCCCGCCCCCACCCCCCACCUCACCUUCGCCCGGGGGCGUGGUCAACAGCCCCCAGUCCCCGCCCCCAGCCUCCAGAGAACCAAUCGCCCAGCGCCUCAACGACCUGAUGACGUCUGGCUCCCGAACCAGGAAGCAGUGCCUUCGCAGCUUGAAGAGAGGGCUGUCACUCAAACUGGUAAGUGGAGAAAGCGUGCCUAACAAACUCUGGUGGCAUCACCACAACGUGCUGUCGCCGUGGUUCCAGGGCUCCGCCCCCGCGGACUGCAGCCAUCUUCCGGCAGAGCAGCGGCGGAAGAAACUUCAGAGCAGAAUCGGCGACAUCAGCCAGGAGAUCCAACGCGAGCGCGAGCAGAGGGACGCGCUGAUGAAGAUGCGGGAGGUGUACGAACGAAACCCUCAGAUGGGCGACGCCGCCGCCCUGGAACCCCGCUUGGAUGAAGUGAGGCGGAGCCUCCAGCGACUGGAGGAGGAGCUCAGGACCAACCAGGCGUGGGUGGCGGAGGUGGACCGCAGGUCGUCAGAACAAAGCAGCCGAGGUCAAGGUUCACGUUUCGGCAGUGAGGUGUCGACACCGGGAAGCCGAAGCUUGAAGCAGCUGGACGGUCGGAGUCCGGCCAGCAGAGAGAGUCCAGACGGCAGCUACACCGAGGACCAGAGUGCGGAAGUUCACUUCUCCAAGUCGCGGAGUUCUGAGUUUGAUGAUGACUUUGAUGAUGAAGAACCGCUGGCCAGCAUUGGCACCUGCAAGUCCCUGUACCCGUUUCAAGGUCAGAACGAAGGCACGCUGUCCAUGUUGGAGGGGGAACUACUUUCUGUGGUGGAAGAAGACAAAGGUGACGGCUGGACCAGAGUCCGCAGGAACUUGGAAGAGGAAGGAUACGUGCCCACCUCCUACAUCAAGGUCUUCCUGGACACCAACGCCAAAGGUGCCAAAGGUUUCGUGCAGACAAGUCGACUCGUGUAAGGAGGCGUGGGUACAGGAAGUGAAGGUGUUAAAGACACCAGAUGGACGCCACACGCCGGGUUACCAUGGUGAUUGUUGCUGCGGCGACCGUCCAACGUCUUUAGAGUGACACGACGCCCUCGUCUGUGUUGCCGCCGUGACCACACACACACACACACACACACACAUGCACGCACUGCCAGUUAGGAAGUGGAUAAAAAAAGGAAAAGUGUGUUUUUACAUUUGUGCUGUCAUGCACGAAAACGUCGACAGGAAGUCGGAGAAACAUUAAAAAAAAAAAAAAAAGGGAACCUGUCCUCCAUAUUUAACCCGCUUGUUGUCAUUAAAUGUAUCAUCUCCCCCCUCCGCACUUCCUGUGUGUGCCAUCUUUCAAAAUAAAAUAGCCCCGACGUGUGUGCGCGCGCGCGUUUGCAACAAAAUACCUAAAUGACAUGGAGUAGUAAAGUUUUAUUGUGAAAACCACACGACUC